Molecule: messenger RNA, 1281 nt
Organism: Armigeres subalbatus
Lineage: Eukaryota; Metazoa; Arthropoda; Insecta; Diptera; Culicidae
Product: 32 kDa beta-galactoside-binding lectin lec-3-like
Exons: 5
Coding region: 251-1216 (321 amino acids)
Molecular function (GO): carbohydrate binding
Source: RefSeq, a predicted model, not a curated record
GCUCCAUAAACCCAUACUUUUGCACCGUUUACCGAAAUCGGUGCAUCACACGGCGGUGAUAUCCGAUUUUUGUUUUGUUUCAUUAAAUUCUAGCUGCUUGGAUUCUAUUGAUUAUCGUUUAUCUAAUCAUUUUAGCCCAUGAGUUGAAAUAAUUGACCGUCGUGGAUUUCAAAUUAACUGACAAAUUUUCAGCCAGUUGUAAUAGCGGCGUCACACAAGGUGGUAACAUUUGUGCAAAUAAUUUCUGAAAAUGUUGACUCAAUUUGCUGGUAACUUGUCGUCUACCGUAGAGGCGGGGCAGAUAUUCGUCAUUGGAGCAAGGCCCAUUGAUGAUGCGGAGAGAGUAAACAUCAACUUCCUGUCGGGGAAAUCGGAUGAUGCGGACAACAUUUUGCAUAUUUCGAUCCGGUUUCACGACGACAUAAUCGUGAGGAACUCCAAGCUCGGUGGCAGCUGGGGUGGUGAAGAACGCGAAGAUAACUUGAGCGAAUUGACCGCACCUAACCCAAUCAGCCCAGGGGAAAUCUUCAAACUGUACAUCUUGAUUGGGGAUGAUCGGUUCCAUAUUGCCAUCAAUGGACAUUCGUACUGUACAUACGGGUUCCGGGCAGCACUGUCGGAGCUUCGUACCAUCAAAGUGGACAAGGAUGUUCAACAAAUAGUGCAAGUGGACCACCGCCAAGCCUUUCCGACACCUUUUCCGGCAAUUCAAUUCGACGAAGUAUUCAACUCGUUCAGCAAUGAUGUGCCAAAGCCGUUUUUACCAGGACAUGUAAUCAUUAUCACUGCCAUACCAUUUGGCAACCCUCGUGGUCGUUUCAUCAUUCGUUUCACUGAAAACGGCACCAAACGCCAGGCACUGCAUUUUAAUCCACGUUUCGAUCCCCUCUACACGGUUGUUCGAAACUCGCACACCGAAACACUUGAGUUCCGCCGUGAAGAGGAGACCAGCGGAGGUUUCCCAUUCGUGAUGGAUCAGCAAUUCAAGUUGGCAAUCGCCAUGGCGGAUGGUGAGUUCAAGUUUGCGGUCAAUGGCAGUUACUUCGAGGCGUACGCUUAUCGGAACGCUAAUCAAUUGGACAUCCUGAAUGGGUUCAAAGUGCAGUGCAUCAACGGUAUGCAACUUGAAGUAACCAAUGUGGACCACUUGAAUAUGGGAGUACCGGAUUGUGAGGGAUUCGAAAGCUAUUCCCACCCGGAAGUGGAAAUUUUCUAAUUGAUUGACGAUUGCAAAUGACAUAAUUACUCGAACUAUAUGGAUAUGAUUUCUUAAUUAAGCUA